AUGGAAGGGAAGAAGAAAUUUUUCAGAAAACCAUUAACAAGUGCUCAAAUUAAUGUAUUAAAAAAACAAGAAGAACCUGCUUGUGAUUUAGUAUUGGAGAUUAUGAGUAAAACAGAGUUUGGGUGUCAUCAAAGAAAAUUACCAAAAGAAAUAGUUAAAGCAAUGGAAGGAAUGAGAGGGUUUCAUAAAGAUAAUGGAUUUUUUUUACCACUAAGACACUAUCAUGACAUUGUAUCACAACUUAAAAAUAUGGGAUUUUCUAUGAAAGAGAUUCCUAAUGAAGUGUUACAAUAUUUUCAAGAUGUGAUUGAAGGAAUAGAUACAUCAUCAAAAGAAGUAGUAGACAUGUCUCAAAUUGGUGAACAACUUUUAUUUAAAUUAAAGCCUUUUCAAAUUCAAGGUGUUGAGUUUGGUAUUCAACAUAAUGGAAGAUGUCUUAUUGCUGAUGAAAUGGGAUUAGGCAAAACGUUACAAGCUAUUUCAAUAGCUCAGUACUAUAAAACAGAUUGGCCAUUAUUGGUUAUUUGUCCAUCUUCACUAAGAGCUAAUUGGAAAAAUGAGAUUAUAACUAAUUGCAAGUGUUAUGAUGAUGUUGUUGUAAUGUUUAGUUCAAAAGAUCUUAAUAAACCAUGGGGAAGAGUAACAAUUGUUUCAUAUGAAAUAGCAGCAAAACAUGCACAAGAAAUACUUGAUAAACAAUUUAAAAUUGUCAUUGCAGAUGAGUGUCAUUAUUUAAAAAAUUCUCAAUCAAAAAGGUGUCGUGAAUUAUUACCAGUAUUAAUCAACGCUGAACAUACUAUUUUAUUAAGUGGAACUGCAUUACUUUCAAGACCAAGUGAAUUAUAUCCUCAAAUGCAAGCUCUUAGGUUUCCAAUAUUUCCUUCUUUUCAUAAAUUUGGAGUUAGGUAUUGUAAUGCAAAAGUUACACAAUUUGGUUGGGAUUAUACUGGUAAUUCACAUCUUCCCGAACUUCAUAUCUUAUUAUCUAAAUUUGUAAUGAUUAGAAGAUUAAAAGAAGAAGUACUUUCUGAGUUACCUGAUAAAGAAAGAAUGGAAGUAGUAAUAGACAUUCCACAAGAAGAUGUUAUUAAAAUGAAAGAUUUAAGAUUGGCAGCUGAGCUCCAAAAAAAAAAGUUAGGUGAUAAAGUUGAAAAGUUUACAAAACAAAUUCAAUUCGUAGAGUUAUAUAAUAUGACUUGUACUGCUAAACUUAAAGGGGUAUGUUCAUUUCUUGAUAAAAUGAUUAUAGAAGGGAAAAAAUUAUUAGUUUUUGGUCAUCACCAAGAAAUGCUUGAUGGAAUAGAGAAUUAUAUUAAAGAAAGUAAUAUUGAGUAUAUAAGAAUUGAUGGAUCAACAAAUGCUUCUUUAAGAGCAAAAUAUGUAGACCGGUUUCAAAAAGAGAAAAGAAUUAGAAUUGCUAUUCUUAGUGUUACUGCUGCAGGAACAGGAAUCACUCUUCAUAGUGCAGAUACUGUUGUUUUUGCUGAAUUAUAUUGGACACCAGGAGUACUGAGACAAGCAGAAGAUAGAGUUCAUAGAAUUGGGCAAAAGAAUGAUGUUAGAAUCUUUUACUUAAUUGGAAAACAAACGGUUGAUGAUCUUAUUUGGCCUUUACUUGAAAAGAAGUUGAAAAUUUCAGGAGAAACUCUUGAUGGGAAAGAAGUUGGGCAUGACACAAAAAAAGUUACAGUAAGUGUAGAAAUAGAAAAAGAAGAUAAUAGUGAUAGUAUUGGAAGUAAAAAUACACCAAUAACUAUUGAUUGCGAUGAUGAUAUUUUUAUUGAAGAUGAUGAAUUACAAACAGCUAAGCCUAUUGACUACGAUAACAGUAGUGAAUUAUUGGAUGAUGUUUUAUUUGAAGAAAAACCAAGAAGAAAAACAAAAACAAUUAUCACAGAAGUUAAUAAUGAACAAAAAAAGAAAUCAUUUACUAAACGAAUUAGUCAAGAAAGUGAUAUUUCUAUCACUGGAAUUAAAGAAGGAAACAACUAUGGAUUUCCAUGUUUGAUUGGUGCAAAAAAGUUAAAAGAAGAUAAUGGAAAACCAAUUGCAUUAAUGAAACCUGAGCCUAUGGGAAAAAGAAAUAAAACAAUUAAUGACUUCUUCAAAGUAACAAAACCAAUUCCAAAAGGUUUAUUGACAUUUGCUAAUGAAGUUGAUCAUAGAAAAAAGAAAAAAAUAGAUGAAGAAAAUAGUAUAUUAGAUGAUAUCCCAUCUUCAGUAUUUACCAGCUGUACUGAAGUAAAUGAAAAAUCCCAAGAAAAAGAAGAGAUACAAAAUAUAAUAGACGAUAUAUCCCAAGUAAAUGUAAAAAGAAUACCUUCAUCUGUUAACUUCUUUUCCUUUAAUUCUACUUGUAAAAAUGAAAAUAGAAAAGAUAUUUUAAUGGAAGAGGCAGAGAAAACUAUUCAAAAAAAUGAAGAAGAAAUAAAAAAGAUAGAAGUCAUAGAAAUUGAAGAUGAUAAAAAACCAAACCAAACACAAAAACUAAUUGAGACAUAUAAAUUAAAUGAAACAGUUAAACAACCAAUAAAUACUAAGAAAAAAGGAAUUGUAAUUAAAUUAACUAAACAUCAAAAAGAUGUAUUUGAUACAAAAAUGGGAGGUUCUAAUACAAAAAACAAAGAAAGAAAAAGAAGUUUGUCUCCAUCUCAAAGUUCAAUAACUUCAUUCUUCAAAACAAAUGAUGAUAUAAAGAAAAAAGAAAGUAAACCAGAAAAAAUACCUCCACUACUAACAACAACAAAGAAAAAGAGUGACCCAACAGAAGAUGAUUUUGAACUCGAACCAAAUGAAUUUGAAAAAAGUAUGAUUGGAUUAGGAAGUACAACUGGUAAAAUGAAAUAUCAUGCAUUAUUACCUAAUAAAUAA
Molecule: messenger RNA, 2871 nt
Organism: Entamoeba dispar SAW760
Lineage: Eukaryota; Evosea; Mastigamoebida; Endamoebidae
Exons: 1
Coding region: 1-2871 (956 amino acids)
Biological process (GO): replication fork processing; DNA repair
Cellular component (GO): nuclear replication fork
Molecular function (GO): ATP binding; ATP-dependent chromatin remodeler activity
Source: RefSeq, a predicted model, not a curated record